Messenger RNA from Lotus japonicus, 2014 nucleotides. Its product is annotated as tubulin alpha-5 chain-like. The transcript is spliced from 5 exons. Gene Ontology annotation, cellular component: microtubule; cytoplasm. Gene Ontology annotation, biological process: mitotic cell cycle; microtubule cytoskeleton organization. Gene Ontology annotation, molecular function: GTP binding; structural constituent of cytoskeleton. Lineage: Eukaryota; Viridiplantae; Streptophyta; Magnoliopsida; Fabales; Fabaceae. The record is from RefSeq and is a predicted model, not a curated record. The coding region runs from base 379 to 1728 and encodes 449 amino acids.
AGAAGAAGAGGAGAGUUGUUAAUAUCUCUUAUCUUGGUGUGCAUGUGAUGGGAUUUUGGAUGAGUCAUGACAUGAAACAACAGCACACCAGACAAGGACGUUUACCCCCAUAGAUAGGUUAGAUAACCGACCAAAAGUCUCUUUAGCCUCACUAGCAUUUGAGGGACCCCCUUUUGUUAAUAUCAUCAACCCAUCUUCAUUUAUUUAAGAUCUUCAACAAACCUUUUGACAGUUUUGGCCUUCCUUCCUUUCACUCCUUAGUAAACGCUUGAGAUAUAGAAUAAAUAUCAAAGGUUCUUACUUCUUAUUUCCUUCCUUCCAUUUUCCUUGUGAUUUUCAUUUUAAGCAGAGAGAGGGUGAGGAACUGAGGCACAGAAGAUGAGGGAGGUCAUAAGUAUUCAUAUUGGACAAGCUGGAAUUCAAGUGGGGAAUUCAUGUUGGGAGCUGUAUUGCCUUGAGCAUGGAAUUCAACCUGAUGGCAUGAUGCCAAGUGAUACCUCAGUUGGCAUUUCAAAUGAUGCUUUUAACACCUUCUUCAGUGAAACGGGUUCCGGUAAGCAUGUGCCGAGGGCUUUAUUUGUUGAUCUAGAACCUAGUGUUAUUGAUGAAGUAAGAACUGGUGAGUACAGACAACUCUUUCACCCUGAGCAGUUGAUCUCUGGCAAGGAAGAUGCUGCUAAUAAUUUUGCAAGGGGACACUAUACUGUUGGAAGAGAAAUUGUUGAACUAUGCCUUGACCGGAUCCGAAAAUUAGCGGAUAAUUGCACUGGUUUGCAAGGAUUCUUGGUUUUCAAUGCUGUCGGUGGUGGUACCGGUUCUGGUUUGGGAUCAUUACUUUUGGAACGGUUGUCUGUGGAUUAUGGGAAGAAGUCUAAACUUGGCUUUACCAUCUAUCCCUCUCCUCAGGUAUCUACUGCAGUUGUUGAACCUUACAACAGUGUUCUUUCCACUCAUUCUCUUCUUGAGCACACUGAUGUAGUUGUACUUUUGGACAAUGAGGCAAUAUAUGAUAUCUGCAGAAGAUCAUUAGAUAUAGAAAGGCCAACUUACACCAACUUGAAUCGUCUAAUUUCUCAAGUUAUCUCUUCCUUGACCACAUCCUUGAGAUUCGAUGGCGCAAUUAACGUGGACGUUACUGAGUUUCAGACUAACCUGGUACCAUAUCCCCGUAUCCAUUUCAUGCUUUCAUCGUAUGCUCCUGUGAUAUCUGCUGCGAAGGCCUACCAUGAACAGAUAUCGAUUCCUGAGAUCACCAGUGCUGUUUUUGAGCCAUCAAAUAUGAUGGCUAAGUGUGAUCCAAGACACGGGAAGUACAUGGCGUGUUGCCUUAUGUAUCGUGGAGAUGUUGUGCCCAAAGAUGUCAAUGCAGCUGUUGCAAAUAUCAAGACGAAGCGAACAGUUCAGUUUGUUGACUGGUGUCCUACUGGUUUCAAGUGUGGAAUCAACUACCAGCCUCCAACAGUGGUACCAGCAGGUGAUCUUGCCAAGGUGCAGCGCGCAGUUUGUAUGAUCAGCAACAACACUGCUGUUGCUGAAGUCUUCUCUCGCAUUGAUUAUAAGUUCGAUCUCAUGUACUCUAAGCGGGCAUUUGUCCACUGGUAUGUGGGUGAAGGAAUGGAAGAAGGUGAAUUCUCAGAAGCCCGGGAGGAUCUCGCUGCUCUCGAAAAGGAUUAUGAAGAAGUUGGAGCUGAAGGUGAAGAGGGUGAAGAAGAUGAAGAAGGUUAUUGAGAAUAGUCAAUCCAUAACUUACAUCUCCAUUCUUUAAUAUGUGGUGUAUCUUUGGGUGUGCAAUGACUUCCCUUGUCCAUUGUUUUAAGCAUCUUUCUGUUGUGUGCUAGCUUUGUUCUGAUGACUGUUUCAAGUCAAAAGGCGCGAUACAAUUCUUUUCCUCAUGAAUAAGGGUGGUAAAUGUAAUUUCGAAUCACUUGCUUUGUUUCUGUGUAGAGCAAAAAAAUUGGCUGGCUAGGAAUGCUGCAAAUUUCCAUUAUUUAAAAAGAAAAUAGAUAUUUUCUUA